GCACGCGGUAUUCACCAGAGGCUCGUACUUGUUGAAGACUCGGUCCUUGUUCCUAGCGAGGUCCACUGUGAUGUUCCUCUGAGGAUAGCAGCGCGCUGCAGGAGGAGUGCUCCUCCUCGGCUCACAGCCCUCUCCAGCUCUUCUCCCCCCGGACUCCGCGACGCUCACGUUUUCCUGCAACAAGCCCCGAGACUGGAGACGGAGAGAGACCCGUGGUGGGAAGGAGGCUCAGACACCUAGAUGCCAGGUGGUUGUGACACAGAGGAAUGCUGCAGGGAUAACCAUCUGACACUGAAGCCAGCCAAGCAGAGCAGUCCCUAUCUGACCAGAGAGCCUUUUCUACAGUCCUGGCCACUGUAUGAUGACCCUGGGGUCAACAUGUCCGCCCUGAACCAAGUCGUCCUCACCGAGGCGGACCAACGUGUGGAAAUUAACCUGGACUGGAGUGACAUCGAGUGGCGGGAAACAGAGCUGCCCAGCGCGGUUGUAGCCAACGCCCAGACGCAGACGGAGCAGCUGCUGACGUCGGAGGCGGAGGCCCAGACCAGCCACGCCGUCGUCAUGCACAUCGACCUUGAGCGGACCCCCUCCAGGCUGAGGCACGGGGCCGGGAUGGAGGCCGAGGGCCUCGGAGGGCCCCUGUUGCAGUUCGACCGGCAGGCACUGGGUCGUAUCUCCACCUCCCCCACCCUGAGGAGGAUACGCAGCAGCCGGCGGUCCCAGCCUGGGGUCCGGAUGGAGAGCACGCAGGAGGAGCCCGGCCCGGCCCCGAGAGACCCCCAGCCCCCGGCCGGCCCCGUGUCUCCUGGCCCCAGGCACAUGGUGUCCUCUCUGGCCCCCAGUCCCCUCUGUGACGGGGCCGUCCAGCUUGAGAACGUUGCUGGGUCCUCCACCUCUUCCUCCACCGGCAGACAGAGGACCCGCUCCCAGAGGUCUAAGACCUUUGAGGACAGGACCUCCGGCCCUGGGGAGGGGUCUCCAGGCGGGACCUCCUGCCCCAGGGAGGGGUCUCCAGGUGGGACCUGCUGGUCCAGACAGGGGUCUCCAGGUGGGACCUGCUGGUCCAGAGAGGGGUCUCCAGGCCAACAUCCAACCGACUUUGAGUUCCCCUGUCAUAAAGGACAGGAGCAGGAGCCCGAUCGCACUAGGCUGCAGGAGCGGCGGCGGAGCUCGGUGGUGGUCAGCAUUCCCGGUCUGGACGUGUCCCCCGGCGACCUGUUCGUGUCUAACGGAUCCGCAGACAGGCUGAACGGUUCCGCCCUCUCUGACACGAAGAAGUCCAAAUGGCCGUUCUUGGGGCGCAGCACGAUCAAAGGGAAGAUCUCCAUCAGCACAGUGUCAACCAUCGAGAACCACCUGUCCUCAGCACACAUUCAAGACUGGAGGAACACAGAGUUUCAGAAAUAUAAGAACUGGUGCCUCGCGGAAUUCCUGCAGGACCAGUCCCCCCAGCUGGAGCGUCCCCCAGCCCCCCAGGGCACCAGGCGACUGGAGGCCCUGUGGGAGCUCUUCACCAGCGAGGCCGUCUACUUCCUGGACCAGCUCAUGGUUCUAAAGGAGGUGUUCCUGGCCACGCUGGAGAACCUGCAGGCCAGACAUUGUCUGGUUGACCUGGACCCCUGGAGGCUGUUUGCCAACAUCAACGAGCUAUGUCUGGUGAGCUUUGGCUUCCUCAAGAGUCUCCUGCGCGUAGUUAAGGACACCUGGGAGCUCCCUCCAGAGGGGGCCGGGGCAUGUCUGCCCGAGCUGCUGAGUCAGGCCUUCCAGGAGAGGGUAUGCCACUGCCUGCAGAAGUACUGCCUCAACUACUCAGCUGCGCUGCAGUACCUGGACUGCCUUAAGGCCAGGGAGGACUUUGGCUGUUAUCUGAAGUGGUGUGAGAGGAAGGAGCAGUGCCGGCGGCUGCAGCUGCGGGACCUGCUGGUGGCUCCCAUGCAGCGGCUGACCCGCUACCCCCUGCUGCUGCGCAACAUGGCCAAGAGGAGCGCCGGGGCGGAGGGCGCCGCCCUGCAGGCCGUGGCCGAGCAGGUGGACGCCUCCAUAUGCAAUUUGGAGGGUGAGGUGAAGUGGUUGGACAACUACCAGCAGGUGAAGCAGCUGAGGGACGCUCUGGUGUGGCUGCCGGUGUGGGAGAGAGACAAGCGGGCGUUUGUACCCGAGAGUUUGAAACACCUGCUGAAGACUGUCACCUUGGAUAACCUUAUCAAUCACCGAAGCCUGUUGCAUGAUGGGAAACUCAUUGCCACAGAGAACACCAAGAUGGUGGACGUUUAUCUGUUCCUGUUUGAUGAGUUCCUCUUGAUCACCAAGAUAAAGAGAAACAAAAAGCGGUCGGCCGCCCCUGAGCAGGCUCAGAGCCCGGACCUGGACCAGCUCCUGAAGGAGGGCUGUACCUUCACCGUGGUGGACCAGCCCGUCUCUCUGGACCGCCUGCACAUGAAGAACAUCGACCAGCUCAACGCUACAGCAUCAGGACUACCUCACUCCUUUAUCCUCAUGCAUCAGAGCCGCUACCAGCAGUGUAUGGGAGCGUUCAUCCUCCAAGCGCCCUGCGACGCCGUCAAGAAAGCGUGGAUGUCCAAGAUAGAGGGCGCUGUGACGGCACUGCUGAAACUGGACUCUCAGCAGCCGCGGGUCAAGAAUGCCUCCCGGUGGCUGGAGUCCUCCCAGAUAUGAGCCCUAGAAUCAGCCCCUGAAGACCUGUUAACAUGAGCCCCUUAAGACCUGUGUUAACAUGAGCCCCUGAAGACCUGUUAACAUGAGCCCCUGAAGACCUGUGUUAACAUGAGCCCCUGAAGACCUGUGUUAACAUGAGCCCCUAAAGACCUCUUAACAUGAGCCUCUGAAGACCUGUGUUAACAUGUGCCCCUGAAGACCUGUGUUAACAUGAGCCCCUGAAGACCUGUGUUAACAUGAGCCCCUAAAGACCUCUUAACAUGAGCCUCUGAAGACCUGUGUUAACAUGUGCCCCUGAAGACCUGUUAACAUGAGCCCCUGAAGACCUGUUAACAUGAGCCUCUGAAGACCUGUUAACAUGAGCCUCUGAAGACCUGUGUUAACAUGAGCCCCUGAAGACCUGUUAACAUGAGCCCCUGAAGACCUGUGUUAACAUGAGCCUCUGAAGACCUGUGUUAACAUGAGCCUCUGAAGACCUGUUAACAUGAGCCCCUGAAGACCUGUUAACAUGAGCCCCUGAAGACCUGUGUUAACAUGAGCCUCUGAAGACCUGUUAACAUGAGCCCCUGAAGACUUGUUCUGACCUGUAAAUACUGGUUCUAUAACUAGAUUUGUUUUAUAAAAUAAUUGCUUGCCUUG
This is a messenger RNA of Gadus morhua (Atlantic cod), 3315 nucleotides long. It is a transcript of the gene plekhg7, whose product is annotated as pleckstrin homology domain containing, family G (with RhoGef domain) member 7. NCBI's taxonomy places the organism in Eukaryota, Metazoa, Chordata, Actinopteri, Gadiformes, Gadidae. The transcript has 17 exons. Gene Ontology annotation, biological process: Rho protein signal transduction. The record is from RefSeq and is a predicted model, not a curated record. The coding region runs from base 241 to 2676 and encodes 811 amino acids. Gene Ontology annotation, molecular function: guanyl-nucleotide exchange factor activity.